AUGUCUUGCUACAAGGGAAAAUACCAUGACGAGCUUUGUGCCAAUGCCGCCUAUAUCGGCAGCCCGGGCAAGGGAAUCUUAGCCGCCGACGAAUCAACCGGGACGAUUGGGAAACGCCUCGCGAGUAUAAACGUCGAGAACAAUGAAUCAAAUAGAAGAAUUUUUCGAGAACUUCUCUUCACCGCCCCCGAUACUCUUCAAUACCUUAGCGGAAUCAUCCUUUUCGAGGAAACGUUAUACCAAAAAACCGCGGCGGGUAAACUUUUCGUGGAUGUCAUGAAAGAAGGAGGCGUUCUACCCGGAAUCAAAGUCGACAAAGGCACGAUAGAGCUCAAGGGAACAAAUGGAGAGACCACCACUCAGGGUCUCGACGAUCUUGCUCAGCGUUGCAAGAAGUAUUACGAAGCCGGUGCCAGGUUUGCCAAGUGGCGAGCGGUCCUAAGCAUUGGACCGAACGAGCCAUCCCAGCUUUCGAUGAAUGAAAACGCAAAUGGUUUGGCUCGUUACGCCAUAAUCUGUCAGGAGAACGGGCUAGUCCCGAUUGUCGAGCCCGAGAUACUUGUUGAUGGUAAACACGACAUCGACAGGUGCGCUGAUGUAACCGAGCGGGUGCUAGCCGUGGUUUACAAGGCAUUGAGUGAUCAUCACGUUUGUCUCGAGGGAACCCUCUUGAAGCCGAACAUGGUCACCCCCGGUUCUGAGGCCCCUAGGGUUUCGCCCGACGUGAUCGCGGAAUACACGGUUCGUGCAUUGCAGCGAACCAUGCCUCCCGCGGUUCCAGCAGUGGUGUUCUUGUCCGGAGGACAGAGUGAGGAGGAAGCGACCGUGAACCUAAACGCGAUGAACAAGUUGGCGGUGAAGAAACCUUGGACAUUGACAUUCUCGUUUGGUAGGGCUCUUCAACAAAGCACGAUCAAAGCGUGGGCGGGAAAAGAAGAAAAUAUUGCUAAAGGUCAACAAGCUUUACUCACGAGGUGCAAGGCUAACUCGGAGGCGACCCUCGGAAAAUACCAAGGCGGCACCGGGCUUGUCGAAGGUGCUUUCGAGAGUCUACAUGUCAAAGACUAUAAGUAUUAG
This is a messenger RNA of Impatiens glandulifera, 1077 nucleotides long. RefSeq names its product fructose-bisphosphate aldolase 3, cytoplasmic-like. Gene Ontology annotation, biological process: fructose 1,6-bisphosphate metabolic process; glycolytic process. NCBI's taxonomy places the organism in Eukaryota, Viridiplantae, Streptophyta, Magnoliopsida, Ericales, Balsaminaceae. The transcript has 2 exons. Gene Ontology annotation, molecular function: fructose-bisphosphate aldolase activity. The coding region runs from base 1 to 1077 and encodes 358 amino acids. The record is from RefSeq and is a predicted model, not a curated record. Gene Ontology annotation, cellular component: cytosol.